AUGGCGUCCUCGGAGUUUUACAAUGACCAUCACAGCCCCAUCCUGUCCAACGAGCAUUCUGCUGCCAGCAGCCCUUACAUGAUCAAGCCUCCAGCUACCACGACGUUUGCCCACCGACAACGCUCGUCGUCCAUGAACUCCAUCACCUCCAACCACUCGGUGCUCAACGCCCAUCUUCCGCAUGUUCCCAGCAACGUGCCUACUCCCAAUAACGCUCGCAGCAUGUCUAUAGUCAGCAUCGAAAGUCCGCGAAAUCUGAUCAUUUCCAUGGACGACACUUCCCGGCCGCUCCGCAAUGACCCUGGUGUGGGCUUGGCUGCUUUUGGCCCGGCGUUGCCCGCCACUGGCUGUCUGGCUGGAGGGAUGCCCUGUGGUGUCAGCAGCGAUGUCGCGCAUCAUCCCCGAGAAAAUGUCGUGCUGAGGGUGGCAUCGCCCCCCACCGACUAUUCCAACCGGCUCAAACUCUACAACAGUGCAUUAUUUUCCGACGACGACUCGGAGCUCGAGUUGGUGACCCCCACGCGUAACAUCGCCAAGCCCGUGUACAAAUUGAAAAAAUAUGCCCCUCCCACCACCGACGCCCUCGACCACUUGGAACAGAUCAAGUCCGACUUCCGCUUCAAGUACAAAGAUCACAUCAACUCCGAUAUCACAUCUCCCCCGUCGGUCCCCACCACAAAUGCACCAAACCACCCGUUCAAGCAUCUCCAAGACCCCACCCCGUCGCCGUUGUCGCUUAAUAACCAGGACAAGGAAUUGAGUCUCGACUUGCAAUCGUCGCGUGAAAAAUCCGAGUCCUCCAAGUUGACCAAAAAAGUGAAACCUUCAACUUCCAUGCAGAAAAUGUACUUGAAAAAAUUUUACUCGAAAGAGCUUCAAUUCGAAUUACUUCACAACUCCAACAUUUCUCCUCCCGUCAGUCCGACCAUCUCUUAUUCGGACUCGUUUAUUCCUGAUUUGCAUAAUAAAUUCGCGGUGCCGCACCUCAACUCACACCUCCCUAAAAAAACAGAAAGCAUAUCGGAUCAAAAUAAGGCAAUCACCAAAUUGAAUCAGAAAUGGAACAAAUCCAUGUAUUCUGAAGUCCUGGAAAAAAAGAAAGACGAAAAUGACGCGGAACAAAAAUCCAAGCUUCCUGAUUCCAAAAAGGAAGACAUAUCUCGAAAGCGAUCCAGAGAUUGGGCCGAAGACGAGGACGAUACUUUUGACGAAAGAGAUGACUUUUAG
Suhomyces tanzawaensis NRRL Y-17324 is the source of this 1227-nucleotide messenger RNA. RefSeq lists its product as uncharacterized. Lineage: Eukaryota; Fungi; Ascomycota; Pichiomycetes; Serinales; Debaryomycetaceae. The transcript has a single exon. The record is from RefSeq and is a predicted model, not a curated record. The coding region runs from base 1 to 1227 and encodes 408 amino acids.